Molecule: messenger RNA, 1458 nt
Organism: Lachancea dasiensis
Lineage: Eukaryota; Fungi; Ascomycota; Saccharomycetes; Saccharomycetales; Saccharomycetaceae
Source: the annotation of a GenBank genome assembly
AUGGACGAUGUCAAUACCCAUCAACAGCUGCGGCCGUAUUUCGAUCCGGACACGUUCAAUGCCGGCUACAGCUCCGUUUUCAAGCCCGACCAAGGUGUGGUAGACAGCCAUGGGUUUAGUAUUGCGUCGAAGCUGAACAUCAUGUCACAGUCCAAGUCCAAGUUGUCCAAAUCGUUUAGUGAGCCUGGAAUGCUAACCAGACUGACGACAGGCAUCAAAACCCAAGUACGCGAUGUUGAUAAUUCGGCAGAAGAAGCACAAAAAACCUUGAGCAAUAUGGAGUGGAACGACCUAUUAAACUGGAGAUCCUGGAAGAGCAUUGGCACGAAUUUGUUGGAACAGUUCCUUCGACGCUACGUCAGACACCUGGUUCAGCAACCUUUUGAAGUGUCUCGGUUGCUGUUACAAGUGAGUGAGUUUGAGUUCGCGAAGCCCAAUGACCAAUCGAAGAUCUCUUUGGAGUUGGAAGAUACCGCUAUCAACAAGACCUCGGGGCAUGGCUUUGAGCACGACGAAGAGGAGGAUGCGGAUGAGGCAAUCGAGUUUUUCCCGAAGGCUCACUUGGAUGAGGGCCCCAACUGGUCCGACUCUCCACAUUUGCCCCUCAAACACACCGACCACGGCGAGCACGACCACACAUCCCCCACGCUGACGAAAAAGAUUCAACCAGACUCUUUGCAUACUAUGGAUGUGCUCAAUGCUAUCAUGGAGGAAGAAGGCAGCCGCGGUCUUUGGAGAGCCAACAACACCACUUUCAUUUACAACUUCUUAUCAGUGACGCUGGACGCCUGGUUCACCGGCCUGCUAAGUCCUUUUUUGCAGAUCCCGGACCCCUAUUUCAUUGACAUUGUCCACUCGAGCGACCCGCGGAAAUCGAUUUUUUUGACGAUUGGCGCCAGCGUAUUUGCAGGGUUGGUUCUGCUGCCGGUGGACCUGAUCCGGACACGGCUGACCAUAACGUCCGUCAAGGUGGGCAACAGAAGCUUGCGCGACCUGCUGGGCCAUUGGUCGUGGUCACAGAAUGCGAGUUCGAUACCAUUGGACAUGCUGGCCUUGAAUGUUGGUCACUCCAUCACCUCGACCGUUUUCACGAAACUAACUGGCAUCCUGCUCUACCACCGGUUCAAAAUCGACCGAUUUUCGCAUGCCAUGUGGUACAACGUCCUGGAGCUGCUGUCGCAGAUGUUGGAACUCUUGUUCAGGCUCCCUGUGGAGAACCUUCUGAGACGCAGUCAGACCGCAUACCUGCUCAGGAACAAAACAAACGAUCCAUUCCCCGUGGUGAAAGACGACUUGAUCAUCAUCCCAAGAGAGUACAAAGGCAUAUCGGCCACGCUACGCGACACGCAUCGUGUCCACGAACUAUGGCGCGGAUGGAGGCUGGGUCUCCUGAGCGUGGCGUGCGGCUGCGGGUUGAAAAUGAUGAACUCGGAGGCCCUGGAAGAGGAGAAGUUUUGA